This is a messenger RNA of Aspergillus neoniger CBS 115656, 522 nucleotides long. RefSeq lists its product as uncharacterized. The record is from RefSeq and is a predicted model, not a curated record. NCBI's taxonomy places the organism in Eukaryota, Fungi, Ascomycota, Eurotiomycetes, Eurotiales, Aspergillaceae. The transcript has 2 exons. The coding region runs from base 1 to 522 and encodes 173 amino acids. Gene Ontology annotation, cellular component: myosin complex. Gene Ontology annotation, molecular function: ATP binding; cytoskeletal motor activity.
AUGUGGAUGAGGCAGCUCUGCACCUGCCGAGCAGAUGGCAACGGAGAGCGAAGAUGCGAACGCGACGUGAGGAAGUUAAAUGGCUCCCCUAAGCGGGCCAAUCCUUUCAGCCGCGCAUCGCCGUCACCGACUCCCUCCCCGACUCAGCAGACAAGAGGUAUUCGCCCCAAGUCGGCCGUUGUUACAUCCACCAGUAAAUUCGAAGAGGCCCGGGGCCAUUUUCGAAACUCUGCUUCCAUCUCACAGUCACCAGCUCCGUUGGUGGCACGGACAACGCAUCGCCCGAGAUCGAGCUCAAUAAGGAAUGAUGUUUCAUCCGGAACCUUUGCGCCCGGAUUCAUCAAGUCGGAGGAGCUACGCAGGGGUGCGGAUCAGAUCCGAGGACAAGAGGGCGACAAUGACUUCUCCGGCAACAAGUAUGUCUGGCUGCGCGAUCCCGAAAAAGCAUUCGUGCGUGGGCUAGUUCUCGAAGAGCAAGAAGGUGGCCGAAUGCUAGUCCAGACCGACAAUGGAGAGGUAUAA